Molecule: messenger RNA, 948 nt
Organism: Musa acuminata subsp. malaccensis (wild Malaysian banana)
Lineage: Eukaryota; Viridiplantae; Streptophyta; Magnoliopsida; Zingiberales; Musaceae
Source: RefSeq, a predicted model, not a curated record
GCUCCGGUUGAGGGGCUCGGCGUCAGUCGAGAUUGAUUUCUCGCGACUGCUUUCCUACGUCUCGUUGCAGAUCAACAUGUUGUCGGAGAUCGACGACAAUCUGUUUCUUUUUGGAGAUCAACAGGAAGAAUAUGUCAUGCUGUCUCCUCUUGAGCAUCAGAUUGCGGAGGCAAAUGACGAUGAUGUCAACCAAAACAAGCCCCUCGAUCACAAAAAUGGGAAUAAGGCGAAGGGCUCGGUGACGGGGAGGAGCAGCAGUAUGCGUACCAGAGUUGCAUUCAGAACGAAAUCGGAGAUUGAGAAAUUGGAUGAUGGAUAUAGCUGGAGAAAGUACGGAAAGAAGAUGAUGAAGAACAGCCAGAAUCCAAGGAACUAUUACCACUGUUCGAGCGAAGGAUGCAAUGUCAAGAAGAGAGUCGAGAGAGAAAGCGAAGACUCGAGGUUCGUGAUAACGACAUACGAAGGCAUCCAUAACCAUCGCGCCCCCUUGCCUGCGAUACCCACACCGCAUCCAACGAUCGGAAGACCUCAUCCACGCAGCUUUUCUCGCUGAGUAAAACCAGGCAGAGAUGCUUGUCACGAAUCCAUGGAAAGAGAGGUCGCUCCCACGCAAAGUUGGAAGGAGGCACAUUGCAUGCAAACUCAAGUCGCUGAUACUGAGAAGAAGUUAUUAUACAAAAUUUAGCGUAAUUUGCUGAUCUAGGAAUCGUGAAUAGAAAAGAUGUAGCAACACAGACUUGGUGGUGUUGGCAGUCUACGAUUAAUACAAAUCUAUGCAUCUUUGUCACAGUGUUUUGUGGUUGGAAGUAGCUAAUAUGACGAUACAUGGAUGCCUGGUGGCAGCAGCAAAUCAGAGGUGUUGAUGCCAUGGAAGAUUAUAACAGCCAGGUUAUACUGAUGAUAACAAUCUAAAGUUGGCACUAAAGAGUUUUGAGACCUCCUCGAAGC